Argentina anserina (silverweed cinquefoil) is the source of this 1419-nucleotide messenger RNA. Its product is annotated as GDSL esterase/lipase At4g10955-like. The transcript has 2 exons. The coding region runs from base 79 to 1266 and encodes 395 amino acids. The record is from RefSeq and is a predicted model, not a curated record. NCBI's taxonomy places the organism in Eukaryota, Viridiplantae, Streptophyta, Magnoliopsida, Rosales, Rosaceae.
CAAAUCCUCCACAAAUCUCAAACCCAGAAACCAAAACAAAAAAAAAACCUUCCUUUCUCUGCGUGAAAGCCACACACCAUGCAAGCAACACCAAAACAAAGCCAACCAGAACCAGAGACAAUAAGCGGUGGCGCCGCCGCCGCCAUUCAGGAAGUUGUGGAAGCGCAGCCUCAUCCCUACUCUUUUCAUGUCUCGGGUCCUCGCAAACUCUGCUCCCCCAAUUGGAGAGACAACAUAAGCUCCAGCUGGAAGGAUGGGAAUUAUAAAAGAACUGUCAUCGCAUGCUUCAUACAAGCAAUCUACUUACUUGAACUUGAUAGACAGGAGAAUAGAGAUGCAGACAAUGUUCUUGCCCCAAAGUGGUGGAUACCUUUUAAGUAUAAACUAACCCAGACUUUAAUUGAUGAAAGAGAUGGAUCCAUUUUCGGUGCAAUUCUAGAAUGGGAUCGAUCUGCAGCACUAGCUGAUUUUGUAGUCAUGAGACCGAGUGGGGCUCCAAAAGCUGUUCUAGCGCUUAGAGGAACAUUACUUAAGGGCCCAACUAUGAGAAGGGAUAUCGAAGAUGACCUUCGAUUUCUUGCUUGGGAGAGCUUGAAGGGAUCAGUCAGGUUCAAAGUAGCUUUGGAGGCUUUGAAAUCAGUUGCAGAAAGGUACGGAAGCAGUAAUGUAUGCAUUGCAGGCCAUUCGUUAGGAGCUGGUUUUGCUCUACAAGUGGGAAAAGCAUUAGCUAAAGAAGGGAUGUAUGUUGAGACUCACUUAUUCAAUCCACCUUCGGUUUCUCUAGCAAUGAGCUUCAGGAAUAUUGGAGAGAAAGCAGGAUUUGCUUGGAAGAGAUUCAAAUCAAUGCUUCCUUUGAGUAGUGAAUCUCAGGUAAACAAUGAGGAGGACAAGGCUGUUGGUUUUGGAUUGAAGAAUUGGCUAUCAGGUUUAAAAGGUCCCUCUGGUGUGGGACUGGGAAAGUGGGUUCCUCAUCUAUAUGUAAAUAAUAGUGAUUACAUCUGCUGCUCCUAUACCGACCCUGAUGGAAUAGAAGGAAACAAUGCUGGGAAGGAGAAUGUAGGUCCAAGUUCAACAACUGGGCAAGUAGCAGCAAAGCUAUUUGUGAUGUCAAAGGGAAAACAGAAGUUUAUGGAAGCUCAUGGAUUAGAACAGUGGUGGUCUGAUGAUCUGGAACUUCAGCUGGCUCUCCAUAACAGUAAGCUCAUCAGUAGGCAGCUGAAGUCCUUGUAUAGCCUUCCAAAUCCCCAACCAGCACUUCCUAGAUAGCAAAGGCUGAUCUCUUCAUUCUUGGAUGAAUAAUUAGCUUGUUUCGGUGGUUCUUACAUACUGUCAUGGUGUAAUUCUUCUUUGUAAGACUUGAUAUCAGUUCAUAAUGGCUUCUGCCUUUACUUGUGUUCGAUAAGCUAUAGUGUUUUCUCU